AUGUAAGCCCCAAGGGAAGUGGAGAUCUGCAUCGAUCUGGGCUCCACAUUCUCGUGCGUGGGCGUGUUCCAGCACGGCAAGGUGGAGAUCCUCGCCAACGACCAGGGCAACCGCACCACGCCCAGCUACGUGGCCUUCACCGACACCGAACGGCUGGUGGGAGACGCCGCCCAGAGCCAAGGGGCCCUGAACCCGCACAACACUGUUUUUGACGCCAAGCGGCUGACAGGGCGCAAGUUCUUGGACGCGACGGUGCAGUCGGGCAUAAAGCAUUGGCCCUUCCAGGGGGUGAGCGAGGGCGCCAAGCCCAAGGUGCGCGUGUCCUAUCGCGGGGAGGACAAGGCGUUCUACCCCGAGGAGAUCUCGUCCUUGGUGCUGAGCAAGAUGAAGGAGACGGCUGAAGAGUUCCUGGGCCAGCCCGUGAGGCACGCGUUGAUCACAGUGCCUGCCUACUUCAACGACUCGCAGCGCCAGGCUACCAAAGACGCGGGUGCCAUUGCAGGGCUCAACGUGCUGAGGAUCAUCAGUGAGCCCACUGCGGCCGCCAUUGCCUAUGGGCUGGACCGGCGUGGGGCAGGAGAGCACAAUGUCCUUAUUUUUGACCUUGGUGGAGGCUCGUUUGAUGUGUCGAUUCUUACUAUAGACGCCGGCGUCUUCGAGGUGAAGGCUACAUUUGGAGACACUCGCCUGGGUGGAGAGGACUUUGACAACCGGCUGGUGAACCACUUCGUGGAGGAGUUUCGGCGGAAGCAUGGGAAGAAUGUGAGCGGCAACAAACGGGCCCUUCGCCGAUUGCGCACAGCCUGUGAGCGAGCCAAGCGCACCCUGUCCUCCUGCACCCAGGCCACUCUGGAGAUUGAGUCCCUGUUCGAAGGCAUGGACUUCUACACAUCUAUCACUCGUGCCCGCUUUGAGGAACUGUGCUUGGACCUCUUCCGCAGCACCCUGGAGCCUGUGCAGAAGGCCCUGCGGGAUGCCAAGCUGGGCAAGGCCCAAAUCCAUGAUGUCAUCUUGGUGGGCGGUUCCACCCGCAUCCCUAAGGUGCAGAAGCUACUGCAGGAUUUCUUCAAUGGCAAAGAGCCGAACAAGAGCAUUAAUCCUGAUGAGGCUGUGGCCUAUGGGGCUGCGGUGCGGGCGGCAGUGUUGAUGGGGGACAAGUGUGAGAAAGUGCAGGAUCUCCUGCUGCUGGAUGUGGCUCCCCUAUCACUAGGGCUGGAGACAGCAGGUGGGGUGAUGACCACAAUAAUCCAGAGGAAUGCCACCAUUCCCACCAAGCACACCCAGACUUUCACCACCUACUCUGACAACCAGCUUGGGGUCUUAACCCAGGUGUAUGAGGGCGAGAGGGCCAUGACCAAGGACAACAACCUGCUGGGGCAUUUUGAGCUCAGAGGCAUCCCUCCUGCCCUGCGUGGAGUCUCUCAGAUUGAGGUGACCUUUGACAUCGAUGCCAAUGGUAUCCUGAGUGUGACAGCCACUGACAGGAGCACAGGCAAGGCUAACAAGAUCACCAUCACCAAUGACAAGGGCCAGCUGAGCAAGGAGGAAGUGGAGAGAAUGGUUCAUGAGGCUGAGCAGUACAAGGCUGAGGAUGAGGCCCAGAGGGAGAGGGUGGCUGCCAAAAACUCCCUGGAGGCUCCUGUGUUCCACAUAAAGGGCUCCUUGCAAGAAGAAAGUCUUAGGGACAAGAGCCCUGAAGAAGACAGGCGCAAAGUGCAAGGCAAGUGUCAGGAAGUCCUUGCCUGGCUGGAGCACAACCAGUUGGCGGAGAAGGAGGAAUAUGAGCAUCAGAAGAAGGAACUGGAGCGAAUCUGCCACCCCAUCUUUUCUAGGCUCUGUGGAGGGUCUAGCGUUCCUGGAGGCAGCAGCUGUGGGGCUCAAGCCCACCAGGGGAGGCCCAGUACCGGCCCCAUCAUUGAGGAAGUCAAUUGAAUGACUCCUCAUGCUAAGUCUGAUAUUACUGUCAAGGUUUGGGCCUUUGGGCCUUCUAGACUGUCUUCUAUUAUUCUGUCCUGUAACUUUAGGGGUUCCUGGGUAAGAAGUGUGUUCCCCCUAAAGAUGGGAGCUUUCUUCACAGUAUGUUGUAUAACCCAGGUCUUUGUCAUUUGACUUUUUGAAAAAAAUUCCUCUUCUUUGAUUUCAAACAAACAGAAGUCAUUAAUUUAUUAUUAACAUUUGUGUGACACUUUAACAUUGCUUUCUUAUAUAUUUUGUAUUUUUUUUUACUUGCAUGUGUGGAUUUUGUUAUGUGAAAUAUAGUUGUAGAUCUAAAUAAACUUUAAAACUUC
Molecule: messenger RNA, 2288 nt
Organism: Heterocephalus glaber (naked mole-rat)
Lineage: Eukaryota; Metazoa; Chordata; Mammalia; Rodentia; Bathyergidae
Gene: Hspa6
Product: heat shock protein family A (Hsp70) member 6
Molecular function (GO): ATP-dependent protein folding chaperone; ATP binding
Source: RefSeq, a predicted model, not a curated record